UCAAAAAAUAAAUUCUGUCAAAACUUCAAAUUCAAAUUCAGUCAAAACAAUUUUUGUGGAAUUCAUAACAAACAACAAGGUUAUGUUUUCGUACAGUACAAGAUUAUUGGAAAUACUUCAACAUUAAUAUGAGCCCAAAAAGGAAAAAGACAAAAGUAAGUGGCAAUGAAGAAGGAAAACUUAAAGUUGUAAGUGAAAAGAACGUUGAGGAUCAAAAUAUGCCAUCAAAUUCAAAAAACUGUUUGACGGAAGAAGAACUACGAGCAUUGAAAAGAAAAAACUUCGUAAAAGCCUGUGAACAAGUAUCAUAUAAGGAGUAUUACGAUUAUGGAAAAAGAUUUAAGUUAGUAUAUCUACCGCAAUGUAUAAAUGGAAGCGAUUGCAAUCAUCAAAAUAAUAAAAAUACUCCGAACAUAAAUCAGAUACCAUCAUACGGAGAGGAAUCAUUUCAAAUAGAAAUCAAAUCGGGCACAUGGUCAGAAGCAUUAGAAGUCUGCUUUAUAUGUCUUACAUCUAAUCAAUAUUUAUCAGCAAAUAUUCUGAAAAACAUUGUGGAAAUAAUGCUGAAUGCCCAUGAAGAUCCAGAUGAAGAUUACACAGUGGCAUAUUUAUUAGAAAAAUGUCAAGAUGUUCUUUCACAACAGUUUAGUAUUCAUCCACCAUGCUUAAUGAAGACCAUAAGAAAAUGUUACAAUGAUUUCCUAACAUCCUCUAUGGAUAGAAAAGAGAAUACAUUCACAAAUAGAGAUAAAUAUGAAUAUAAUAAAGGAAUUGUUAAAUAUUGCAUGAAUAGAUUGGAAUAUGAACUAAGUUCAGAGAGUAUUGAUGAACCUUUGAUAAAUGAAUAUGAAAUAACUCCCGAAGAAAUGAAAGACAGUGUUAAAGGCUUACAUUGGCAAAAACAAAAACUUGAAUUAUAUGAAACUUUGAAUAGACAAGACAGAAUUAAUAGACUCAUGGCUGUAUUAGAAAGUAUUAUCGAAUUGUUGCAGCUUGAUUUAGUAAUAUGGCAUUCUAGGUACAGUAAUAACACAGGGUGUCACAUAAUGAGAUCACACAGACCACUAAUGGCUUUUGUUUUAUGGUCUGACAAUAUUUUAUUCACUGGAGCUGUGAAUAAUAAUUGUAGACAAAUCUUAAGGAUAUUUUCUUAUAUGGUACACCUUUCAUAUCCCGAAGAACACAUAAGGAUUAUGACUAUGUGGCUUAAUUCAAUCAUACAAACUUUUUACAUUUGCGAAAAUAAUUCAAAUAGUGACUAUCCUAAUACUGGCAAAUAUUGCAAUGCAUUUGCAAAGGAGUUUUAUAAAAUUAUUUCAGGACUUCCUCAUGACUCAGUACUCAAAAUACUACAAAAUGUACAACCAACUUACAUGCAAAAUAUUCUCGGGACUAUACAUUUACAGUCAACAAUACCUACAGCAAAAGAAAACAUUAUAGAAAUUCUGAUUGAAUUUUUAGGAAAUUCACAAUGGGAAAAAUACCCAACAAGCAAUGUCGACUUGGGAAUAUUUUUAGACAAUAAAUUAAAAAUAAGAAAAGUGAAAAGCAUGUCACAUUACUUAUCAAAAAUAUUACACAAGAUGCAUAAAGAAAAUCUUCCAGUCUCUGACAGUUCCAAUCCAUAUCCCAAAUUCAAUCCAAACCUUGUAAAAGACCCUCAUGGAAUACCUCAAAAUUAUGUAGUGUUUGCAUUAUAUAUUACACUAAAUGCUUAUCUAGAUGCAUAUAGUGUACAAAAUGUUCAAAAUGUAUUGGAUUGCCUAAAUGAUGGUCUAACUAAAGGCAGUAUUGAUAAGAGUGAACCAUCUUCUGAAUUUUGUACAUAUAAUGUAACUGUACCUUUCAUAAAACAGUAUCGUUCUAUAUAUACAUUAAUGAAAGAACUUAUAAUUAUGUUUCAAAAACUGAAAAAUAAUAAUACACUUCCCAACACUUUUAAAGUGUUUGAGAAAAUAGAUUUUCUGGCAACAUUAAUAAAUUUUUCAUAAGAUUUGUGAAAA
Molecule: messenger RNA, 2003 nt
Organism: Papilio polytes (common Mormon)
Lineage: Eukaryota; Metazoa; Arthropoda; Insecta; Lepidoptera; Papilionidae
Exons: 6
Coding region: 129-1991 (620 amino acids)
Source: RefSeq, a predicted model, not a curated record